AUGUACACUCAUCAAGAUCUACCAAAGCACGACUUUAUGAUGGUAAAACCACCACGAUCUGAAGCAGAUUUUCACGCCGAAUAUGAUCCAUCAAUCGGUUAUGGAACGGCUUUUAUACUCCUCUUAUUUUUCUUCUUGAUAACUAUCAAAGGAAUUGUUAAAUGGGCAAUCAUGAAAGCUAUGAACGUGAAUGAGCGACAAGAGGAGAUUUUGGCAAAAAAAAAGGUUUUGUGCGGAACUCCGCUGCAGAGCAUAGUCAUCGAGGGUAACGUUCUCAAUCAGAAG
Mesorhabditis belari is the source of this 285-nucleotide messenger RNA. NCBI's taxonomy places the organism in Eukaryota, Metazoa, Nematoda, Chromadorea, Rhabditida, Rhabditidae. The record is from the annotation of a GenBank genome assembly.